AUGGAGAAAGACACCUUCAGCUAUCAGACGUCUUCUGGAGUUGACCAUGAGGAAACUGAUGGCAACCGUAUGUGUGGAUUGAGUAGCAGACAAAGAAGCAAGAUCGGUGGGACAAAGCUCUCGGCAGCAGAACGUGAAACAAUGGAGGAGUCUCUUCACGCAAACUCUUUUAAUCAAGAAAUACGGAAGCUGUAUGUAGACAAACCCCCUCAAUUGCAGGAAGCAGAAAAAGAAUCCAGAAGAGAUUCCAGUGGGAAGAAACUGGGCAGUGACCAUUUUCUUCACUUCGCUUCUGAGAUAGAGCACAUCGAGGAACAGAUGGCAAGGGACAAUGUCCGCUUUAUCAGGUUUGAAACCACAGAUAUCCACGGUGUGUCAAGAUCCAAGAGCAUCCCCUCUCGGUUUUUCCGGACCAAAGCAAUCUAUGGGGUUGCCAUGCCAAAAGGCUACCUUGAGCUGACCUUGAUUCCAAGGGACCAUGAGACAUGCCACGUUUCUGCAAGCAGUUUUAACUGUGACAUCAUCCUGAGGCCCGAUUUAUCAACAUUCCGGAUCUUGCCAUGGAUGGAACAAACAGCAAGAGUGAUCUGUGAUCCCUUUAUGGUGAUGGGCACCCCUCUCUUGACAUCACCCCGGCAAAUUGCAAAGCAGCAGUUGAAUCAGCUCCGGGAAAAUGGCUUUGCGCUGUAUUCUGCUUUCACUUACGAAUUCUGCAUCUAUGGCAUCGCUGAAAUUGUCAAUUCAAAGACAAUCUCUUUUCCCGCUGCCACUCUACUCAGCAAUCAUGACCAGUCCUUCAUCCAGGAACUCAUGGAUGGCAUGUAUCACGCUGGGGCAAACAUUGAAAGCUUCUCGUCCUCGGCUGGUCCUGGCCAGAUGGAGAUCUCUUUUCACCCAGAGUUUGGCCUGGGUGCAGCGGACAGUGCCUUCACUUUCCGGACAGGCAUUAAAGAAGUAGCCAAAAAGUACAACUAUAUUGCCAGUUUUUUCACCGAGAAUGGAUUCUAUAAUUCUGGCAUUCUGACCCAUAGCCUUUGGGACAGCAGCAGACAGCAUAAUUUGUUUGCUGCUGGAGCCCCAGACCUAACUGAGAUAGGGAAGAAUUGGCUGGCUGGGUUACUGACACAUUCUGCAGCUCUUAGCUGCCUGAUGGCCCCCACCGUCACCUGCCGCAAAUGGUAUAGCGGGUGUAGCAAAGGCUCCAAAGAGGCUGUGGUUGCCAAGGGAGCGUGGAAUGACAACAGCUGUGCAUUUAACAUCCAAAAUCAUGGUGACAAGGGGACCUGGAUAGAAAAUCAACUGGGCUCGGCCACAGCCAACCCUUAUUUGGUACUCUCGGCUACGAUCGCAGCAGGUCUGGACGGGGUAAAGAGAAAGCUCACGUUCCAGGAGGCCUCAGGGAAGAUCCAGAGCUCCACUCUGACGAAAGCAGGCAUGAUUCCUCUGAAGCUGGAAGAUGCUCUUGUGGCUCUCCAAGAAGAUGAGUGCAUCAGGGACGCACUGGGGGAUUAUUUUGUCCAGUACUUUGUCAACUUAAAGCAAUAUGAGGUGGAAACUGAGGAACUGGAUGUGGAAAGGAAUAAAUUUUUGGAAUAUUUUAUCUAG
Messenger RNA from Notechis scutatus (mainland tiger snake), 1605 nucleotides. RefSeq names its product lengsin, lens protein with glutamine synthetase domain (gene LGSN). Gene Ontology annotation, cellular component: cytoplasm; membrane. The record is from RefSeq and is a predicted model, not a curated record. Lineage: Eukaryota; Metazoa; Chordata; Lepidosauria; Squamata; Elapidae. Gene Ontology annotation, molecular function: glutamine synthetase activity.